AACCAGCUGUGAAUUGUAAAAUGAAAACAAUCGGUAAUAAAGUUCUUUGAAUGCUAUGCAUAUUGCGGAUCUCGAUCCUGUAGCGAGCAGACCAAGACAUUUGCAAGCGCGAGAAAUUUAUCUAAGCCACUUCAGUAGCCGUUAUGCUCACCGUCUCUAUGGUCAGCGGUCUACUCUUACUUGUCCUGUUUGUAAGUCUAUUUCCAACCGAGACCUUGGCUUCGCUAGAAUGGAACGGAUGGACCCCCUGUGCUGGGGGAGCAUGUGGGAAGAAUGGUACUAGAAUGAGACGGGUCUUGUGCACAAUCAAAUGCAAAAAUGGACCCGGCGUCGUUAUUGAAGAAGAAGCGUGCCUCAUGCCAAAUUGCACCACCAAUGACGCUGCAAACCAAUCUAGUCAAAUAGUUACUACGAGCCUAGACCUAAGUACAGUGUAUUCGCAAAGCCCCAUUCCUAUCGUGACCACAACAGAGAUGGUAAGAAGCUUAAUGCUGAACCUCAGCACAGACCCAUUGCAAGACCCUAUUCCUAUGACCACAACAGAGAUGGUAAGAAGCUUAAUGGUGAACCUCAGCACAGACCCAUUGCAAGACCCUUCCCCUAUGACCACAACAGAGAUGGUAAGAAGCUUAAUGAUGAACCUCAGCACAGACCCAUUGCAAGACCCUUCCCCUAUGACCACAACAGAGAUGGUAAGAAGCUUAAUGGUGAACCUCAGCACAGACCCAUUGCAAGACCCUUCCCCUAUGACCACAACAGAGAUGGUAAGAAGCUUAACAGCGAUGGUGCAUUCUGCUGGGCAAAGUAUUAAGGACUCACCAUCUGCGUCAAGUCCUCUGGUGAAAGCGAUUUCGCAAAUCGAGACCAGUGCCACCGCUACGUCCCUUAUACGCCCAACAAUUACCCUGAAUACAGGGUCGGCCAUGACUACAAGUAUUGGGCCAACCAUGAAUCCCACCAGCUCUGAACAUGUCCAGUCAACGAAAAGUCUAACGUUUGAAAUUACAUCGAGUGAUGAAUGGCGAGAGACGCUGAGAAACAAGAGCAGUGAAGAUUACAAGGCUGAAAAGGAAAGAUUUGAGUCUGCUCUUGAACCGGUGAUGAAGGAGACCGAGGGAUUUCUGGACGCCGAGGUGAUCGACAUGAGUAAAGGAAGCAUUAUGUUCACUUACAGGGCCAGAUAUAGAAGAACGUCUACGAUUACCUCAGAGAGAAUGAGAUCGACCUUGUACUCUGCAAGAGAUGAUCGACUUGCGCAGCUUAACAUCAUCAGUAUCCGAGAAAAAACGGCACAAAUUACUGUUCAAAAGAGCACCCCUACUUCUGAAAACACAAUGACUGAGGUCUACAUGUACUUCUUAUACGGAGUGGGAGCAAUGCUCGCUUUGGUGGUCCUUUUCAUUGGAACAAUGCUGGCUUAUCGUAAGGUGAAGGGUUCAAGGCCACGUACUAACGACAAAGCACUGGAUAAAUACACAUUCUACUUGACGCUUGAAGACAGGAAGGCAGCCAAUAGAUUUGAAAGAGAGCAAAGACGAGACAUGACUUAGGAACAGGCCUUUUGAUAUCUGACGGUCAAGCCAAUCCCCAAACAUCUUUGAACUGAAAAAUUGAUGAAGUAGUGGACUUUUUAAACAUGAGAUACAAACUUCUGAUACUUGACACCCUCUCCCCCUCCCCCUCCCCCUCUCUGCCCCGUCAGAUAUCAAAAAAGCAGUUAGCAUAGCUACCCUGUACCUCUGUGUCCAGUUUACUCGUUGAGAGACAAUCCAGGUAAACGACACGGAGCACGUGAAACUGCAAUUGAAACGAGAUGUCCUUGGCGUAUCUGGAGUGUCACUAAACGGGUGGAUCUAGAGUGUACCGGGGACUAUACUUACAUCGUAGAUUAAAUUACGUUUUUCUUUUAGAAGCACAUAGCUAGACGUUACGAUAGCAUAUGUUGAGGCCAAGACACUAAUUUCGUACCGUUAGAAUAAACGCAUCUUUAGAGAUGGAGCUGGAAAUUGCCUAUCCAGGAUUAGCUAAGAGGAGGGGGGGGGGGGGGGGGCUGCGCGGUUCUUCAAUAAGAAAUGACCCACUUUUUGCGCGCGCAGCCUGCGCUAUAAACGCGCCUGGAAAGGAAACAAAACUCCAUGAUCUUUCGACUAUAGAAUAAUUACGGGAGGGGGGGGGGGGGGGGGAGGGGGGGGAGAUCUGUCCCCCAAAAUAUCUGUUCCGCAGCCCGUUUUUUUGCUGGCUGGGAAGAUGUUAGACCCUUCGGUUGCUGGGGAAAAAUCGUCCCGAAUGGCUCCGUUGGCAAAUUUGUAGUCUCGAUCGUCUAUACGGGAGAUUAUUCAUGUGCAAAAAUUCCUAACCAAUGCUGGCUGGGGAAAAAGGAAUGGUCCCUCCUGGAUAAUAUUUUUCCCCAGCAACUUUUAAAAUGGAUAUUUUCGGCGAUAGAACAUAUUCAAACGACAAAAUAUGCCAUUUUAACGUGUUUCGGGGAGGAGGGCCCGUUGUAUACCCUUGCUAUUUGUAAACAGACAUGGUAUUUGAUUGGGUAUCUGAGAGAAAAUAAGCAUUUUUAUCAGAAAUAGUAUAUUUUAGGGCUUCUGUGGUACUUUUUGUUUAGGAUUUUGGCGUUGUUUACACAGAACAAUAUGGUCAUGCACUGCACGAACACGUGACUUAGAAAGGUUGUUCCGAAGGCUACCCUUGGUACCAGAGGCUCCGAGCUUCAAAGCGACCGGUCAAAAACGUUUUCGCCUCUGGUACACAGGGUAGAUGAUCUGGUUACUUGUCGGUUGAGGUCCGCUAUAAAGGAGAAAAACGACGAAACACGAUAUUUCGGUUGGUUCAUCGCGAAACUCCUUGUGGUCGCUACAUUACUAAUAAAAAGAACACGUAUCCACAGAAA
This is a messenger RNA of Nematostella vectensis (starlet sea anemone), 2899 nucleotides long. RefSeq lists its product as uncharacterized. Lineage: Eukaryota; Metazoa; Cnidaria; Anthozoa; Actiniaria; Edwardsiidae. The record is from RefSeq and is a predicted model, not a curated record. The transcript has 6 exons. The coding region runs from base 144 to 1550 and encodes 468 amino acids.